AACGAUAGGAAGCACCCCACCCUCAAGAGCACGAAGCCUUGCGCGUGCUCAAGAGACAGUCGUUUCCGUUUUGUUUCCUGCGUGUUGUGGGCAGAUUUCUGCGCGGAGCGCCUACUCUCCACUGCUUGCCAGCUUUGAAAACGCUUAAAUUGCAGAGUCAGCGGCAUACUCCUGACACAACAGGCACGUGUUUAUCAUUAGGUCCAUUGAGGAACCCAGAUAUGGAUGCUGAGCAGAACCAGGUGUUGGACACUGCAUCAGAGACUCGAGAUAAACAGGAGACGGGAGCAGGAGGCUGUCCCCAGUCACAACUCGACUCUCCAAUAGAGCCUGCAGAAUCACCAGUGAAUAGGCAAGAAAUGGAGCAUUUGCAAGAUGUGGUUACAGAAUCAGGACCGUCAGAAGAAAUGCAAGAGACGGCGCCUAAAGCAGAAAAAUCCCCAAUGAAAAUGGUUGUAUCUCCUGAGAAGGUUCCAGAGACUUCUACGGAAGUUUUGACUAAAGCAGAGAAGUACCCAAAAAAACAACCAGAACUAGAGAGCUCAACAGAGGUUUCUGAGCCAGCUACAGCAAUGUACGUAGAACGCAAAAACAUCCAGACCGCAGAGCCUAAAAAGCAGCCAAUGCCAGAGAGAACACCAGAGCCUCUAGCAGAGAAUAACAUUGAAACUGCGCCAGAGAAAAUAGCAGAACCCGUCCCAGAGGCUGUUAAACUGUCUGAGCAGGCAGCGCCCGAGCCUGUCACACAGCCAAAAUCUGAGGACGUCAAACUGCUCGAACCAGAAGAGAAAGGGCCUGAGGAAUCUGAGAAGCAGGUAGAAUCUGGUAUUGUGUUGGAGGUGAUGCCAGCAGAGCCUGAAACUGUAAAGGAAGUGGAGGCAGACAGACCGACCGAAGCUGACAUUGUACCGGAACCAGAGCCAAAGAAAUCAGUAGCGGCUGAGACUGUGAAGAAAGUGGAAGCAGAGAAACCGGUAGCGGCUGAGACUGUGAAGAUGGUGGAAGCAGAGAAACCGGUAGCAGCUGAGACUGUGAAGAUGGUGGCAGCAGAGAAACCGGUAGCAGCUGAGACUGUGAAGAUGGUGGCAGCAGAGAAACCGGUAGCAGCUGAGACUGUGAAGAUGGUGGAAGCAGAGAAACCGGUAGCAGCUGAGACUGUGAAGAUGGUGGAAGCAGAGAAACUGGUAGCAGCUGAGACUGUGAAGAUGGUGGAAGCAGAGAAACCGGUAGCAGCUGAGACUGUGAAGAUGGUGGAAGCAGAGAAGCCAGUAGCAGCUGAGACUGUGAAGAUGGUGGAAGCAGAGAAGCCAGUAGCAGCUGAGACUGUGAUGGAAAAGAAACUGGUAGAAGCUGAAAUUGUGAAAGAAGUCGAGUCGGAGAAACCGGCAGAAGGUGAUGCAGCGGCGCAGCAGAAGGCAGAAGUUGUCGAGCAGGUCCCUGCUCCUGGCACUUUGUCUUUCGCUUUCCUGGAGCAUGAGCAGACCAAAGCCACCCUUCGCACCUCUCGCACUCUAAUCAUCCUCAGAGGCCUCCCCGGCAGCGGCAAGAGCCUCUUGGCACGUGCCAUUGCAGAUAGCUACCAGGGUCUCUGCACUGUCUGCUGUGCUGAUGACCAUGGUGUGAAACCGGAGAGUCCAGAAGCAUCGGCAGAUGGGUACAAGGCUUUUGACGAUGCUGUGGUAGCCUGCUGCAGUGUAGGAACAUCUGCUCAAGUGAUUGUGGUGGAUGACACCAACCAUACCCAUGAUCGGCUGGCCCGUCUGGGGGAGGUAGCAGAGCAGCACCGGUUGGUGGCCAUGUUUCUGGAGCCCCGCACUGAGUGGAGCAGAGACUUGCCACAGUUGGCCAAGAGAACUCUGCGGGGGCUAGAGGAAUCCCAGAUCCAGGCCAUGAAAGUUCCUCUUGAGGAGACGUCCCUACCCCUUUUCUUUGGCUGGUUCCUUCUCCCUGGCAUCCAGGACAAGGUCAGGUGCACGUCCAUGGAUUUCCUGAAGACGCUGGACACACUUGAGGCCUUCAAGAAGCACUUGCCUGACUUCACUGUUGAGGCUGAGAAAGAGGUGGACCUGGAGCAGUAUUUCCAAGCCAAUGGAGCUCUUCAUUGCACUACCAAAUUCUGUGACUAUGGCAAGGCUGAGGGAGCCAAGGAAUAUGCAGACAAACCAAUUGUUAAAGAGUUGUAUGGCUCUGCAUUCGAGCUAUCCCUUAGUGCCCUCUUCGUCACACCUCGCACUGUUGGUGCCCGGGUUUCUCUCUCUGAGGAUCAGUUAACCCUGUGGCCUGCCGACGCUGAGAAGGAGGCAGUCCCUCUAGUCCCGGCUGCCGCCACCCUGCCCGCAGGCAGCCGUGCCCACAUCACCCUGGGCUGUGCGGAGGGGGUUGAGCCACAGCAGACUGGCUUUGACCUGCUGGAGAUCCUAGCGCUGCAGCAAGAGGGUCAGGAGGGAGAGCUGGUGGAGGAGAUGGAGCUCGGCUCCCUGGCCUACUACGGCAAGGGGAGGUGGCUGCUCAGUCUGAGGGAGCCCGUCUCUGCCCAGGCCUGCUUCUCCAGCCUCUAUGGGCCCAAGAAGGCCGACUCGACCAAGAAAGACGGGGACAAGAAGAAAAAGCAAAAGUGCACCAUACUGUAAAGGAGAGGGGGAAGGUGGUGGUAAUGGAUGGCUCGGGAUGAGUGGCGUACUAGUGUUCUGAUUUGUCUGUGGGGAGGUUUGUGUUUGUGCUACUUUUGGGGUUUGGGAGGCGUCUUGGAUAUCCACCCCAAAUCCACAAGCUGUGUGCCUUUCUCUGUUGCUUUGCUGCACAACCCAAGAGGCCUUUAAACCACAGUUUAGGUCAAGCUUAGCAUCUUGUUCAGUGUCUUGUCAUGCGUUUUAGUGCCAUAGUUGCAAUUGGAUAGGAUUUCUGUAGACAAGGCCUGAUUUCAUGGCUCAGAUGUAGUACUGCUGUACCUAGUACCGCUUCUCCCCGUUUGUGACCACUAUUUUUCCCUACUUAAUUCACGUCUAACACUAUAUACAACCCCUUCCGCACAUGUCAGUGUUAAGCAUUUAGAUGUGUUUUCAUGUUUGGUGUGAGUGGCUCAAAUAGUAUUUUCAUUGCAUGCCAGGUUUUUCAGUUUAGCUGAUGUAGUUCUAGUCAUGAUUAGCUUCUUUGCAAAAAGUUGCACAUCUCUUUCAGAAAUUUCUCGUGACACUGGUAAUUUCCUGUGAUUUAGUCAGUCGGCCCUGUCAUUGUGUUUGCAUUUGUAUGUGUGUGUUUAGUACGAAGGAAAGAGCUGGGUAAUUUCAUAAGUAGCUCAUGGGCCAAAAGGGUGUCUCUCUGCUUGAUUUGCUGAACUGUGAAUGUCAUUCAUCAAGGCCAUUCCUAAUUAACUCUUUUUGCACGAUGCAACAGAAAUCAAAGGGAGAAUGCUGAUGAAUGUGCAGUUUGUUUGAUUAGCUGGCACUUACUUGGUACUUAUCAAAUGCUGUGAAACCAAGGCCACAAUUUGCAAUAUUCUGUAGUAUAGGUGACUGCAGCCUGGGAUCAUCCCUCUUUCUGUCAACCAUAGUCUUCGCAUGUCAAGUUGUAUGUAUUCACUGUUUUUUCAUGACUGUGUAGGUCUCUUAGGGCAAAGCCAUGCUUGUGUGUUUCUUCCUAUGAGUCACUAUUUUUGCACAUGUUUUGUACACUUAAUAAAGGAAUUUGUUUUGCGGCAAA
This is a messenger RNA of Oncorhynchus keta (chum salmon), 3699 nucleotides long. RefSeq names its product translation initiation factor IF-2-like. The transcript is spliced from 4 exons. The record is from RefSeq and is a predicted model, not a curated record. The coding region runs from base 222 to 2630 and encodes 802 amino acids. Gene Ontology annotation, molecular function: 2',3'-cyclic-nucleotide 3'-phosphodiesterase activity. Gene Ontology annotation, biological process: cyclic nucleotide catabolic process. NCBI's taxonomy places the organism in Eukaryota, Metazoa, Chordata, Actinopteri, Salmoniformes, Salmonidae. Gene Ontology annotation, cellular component: membrane; cytoplasm.